Molecule: messenger RNA, 2106 nt
Organism: Musca domestica (house fly)
Lineage: Eukaryota; Metazoa; Arthropoda; Insecta; Diptera; Muscidae
Exons: 1
Coding region: 14-1972 (652 amino acids)
Source: RefSeq, a predicted model, not a curated record
AAUUGGUAAAAUAAUGUGUGAUAAUUUUGUUUCUAAACGUCAUCUUAGACGGCUUGUAAAAAAAGAAAUUGAAAAUUUCUCAAAUUGUACUCGGCAGACUCUUACUGAUCAGGAACUUUCGGCACCUAUAGAAAUUAAUCAGUCAUCAAAUGAGGGUAGCCAAUCGGAAAACUUUAAUAUUCAUGACGAAAUGAAUCCAAAUGAUACGAGUUUCAGCAGUGAAAAAAAAGAUUGUAUUGAUCGGAAGCUUGCUUCGUGGGUAAUAAAUAAUCGCGUUUCCAACGAAUGCUGUAAUUCGCUUCUUAGCAUUUUAAAAAGUGAAGGUAUUAAUGUUGCACUAUGCAAGGAAACAUUGUUGAAAGCGUUAUAUGCAGAAAACUCUUAUUGCCCUAAUGAGAGCCCGUCAAUAUCACAAAUGCCACCAGGUGAAUAUUUUCAUUUUGGAUUAGAAAAAGCGCUGAUGAUGCAUGGCCAAUACUUGCUGUUGAAUGCAAAGUCCGAAUUACUUCUUGAUGUAUUUGUGGAUGGAAUGCCGCUUUAUAAAAGCUCAUCAACGUCAUUAUGGCCAAUCUUAUGUUCUUUCUCAGAGUUCAAAAACUCACAACCAUUUUUAAUUGCUACUUAUAUUGGUAAAUCAAAACCUCCGGAUGUAAAGGAUUUCUUAAAAAGAUUUGUGGAGGAAUACAUCUAUUUGAAAAAUGAAGGUUUUAAAAUUGGUGAUAAAUACUUUACACCCAAAAUUAGACUUUUUGUUUGUGACACACCUGCAAGGGCUUUUUUAACCGGUACAGUGGGACACACUUCUGCGCAAGGAUGUUCGAAAUGUGAGCAAGAAGCUUCAUAUAAAAAUAAGAGACUAAAUUAUGCUAUAGUACCCGGAAAUGCCAGGACUGAUGAAGCUUUCCUAGCACGAAAAAGUCAAGCAUAUCACAUACAGCAAUUUCGUAGCGAAACUCACCCUUUGGAAUUAUGCAACAUUAAGAUGGUCACACAAUUUCCGCUUGACACUAUGCAUUUGAUUGACCUUGGAGUGUUUAAAAAGAUGUUGCGUUUAAUUUUACAAAACAAGCAUACAAAAUCAAAGUUAAAUGUAGCGGAAAUAAAUGAAUUAAAUCGCAAAAUAUUGUAUAUUGCGAAGUAUACCCCAAAGGAGUUUGCUCGAAAAGGUAGACUAUUUGACGAGGUAUGCAGGUGGAAGGCAAAGGAAUUCCGGCAAGUUGUGCUUUACACGGGAAUAAUUAUUUUUAAAAACAUAUUGCAUGAGGAUUUAUAUACACACUUUUUACUAUUACAUACAGCAUAUCGGAUGGUUUCGUGUCCUUCAAAUUGUCAUAAGAAUUUGCAAUGCGUUCAACAACUAAUGGAAGCUUUUGUUGCCGAUUUUGCCUUGAUAUAUGGAAGUGAUAAGAUCAGUUAUAACGUGCACAAUUUACUACAUUUGGCGAAAUGCGUGGAAAACUUUGGAAAUGUAGAAAAUUUUUCAUCAUAUAAAUAUGAGAACUUUUUGCAAACCUUAAAAAAAGAUUGUCGGAAACCAUCAUACAUUAGCCAACAGCUAAAUAAUCGAUGCAUGGAGCGGCAUUUGCUUUUGAAAACAAAUGAUCCUAAAUUCUUACCACUUGGGCAAAAACACAGAAACAACUUGUUUAUGAGAUACAAGUUCGACACAUAUUUCUUAUCCGGAAAAUCUCCUGACAAUUUUUGCUUCACUAUGAGUAUGGUUCCAAUUAAAGUAUAUGGUUUCUUGGUAGAUAGCGGCGAAGAAUACGUAGUCGGUAACGCAUUUACAGAUGCAGUAAGCUUGUUUCAGUACCCAGUGGACUCUAAAAAGUGUUUAGGAAUUUGUAAGGCGAAAACACUAAAUAUCCACCGAGAGAAAAUUAACAUGCGUGACAUAUAUUGCAAGAUAUUUUGCGUACCUGAUGGGGAAUAUUUUGUAUUUAUUCCUAUUCUACACCACUGUCAAAUUUAGUAAAUACUAAUAUUUAAACUAUAUUUCAAACUAUUUUUCUACCUUAAGAACCAUGAAUUUUAAUGCGAACAUAUUCCAAACUCAAUCAGUUUUUACGGAUGAAACUGUACAAAGCACACCGAAUAAUGUCGCAG